Molecule: messenger RNA, 1747 nt
Organism: Dioscorea cayenensis subsp. rotundata (Guinea yam)
Lineage: Eukaryota; Viridiplantae; Streptophyta; Magnoliopsida; Dioscoreales; Dioscoreaceae
Product: protein IQ-DOMAIN 1-like
Exons: 4
Coding region: 298-1665 (455 amino acids)
Molecular function (GO): protein binding
Source: RefSeq, a predicted model, not a curated record
AAGGAAAAACCCGCUCGUGUUAUUCGCACCUUCUGCUUUUCUUUUUCUUUUUUUUUCACUUGAUGCAGACUGCUCUUUAUAAACAAACAAGAGUACCACCAGAGAACUGAAAGAAAAUGUCGGAAUAGAACAAAGCAGCUGAGGAGAGAGCAGCAUCAAAUAAAGGUGGUAGGAUUUUCUGCAAGUGAUAAGAUAGAGAUAAUCUUCUCUAAAUCCCAGAGAUUGUCAUGCUUGCUUUUUUGGCUGCACAAGGUUCAUCUGACACUUAUCCUUCUGAUUCAAGAAAUUAAAAAAGCUAUGGGGAAGGCAAGCAAAUGGCUCAGAAACCUCUUGAUCGGCAAGAGGAUUAAGGAGGAGAAAGAGAAGAGUGGUCAUGAACAAACUCUUACCAAGACAAAAUCUUUGCCUGCACCGGUGAUGGCCCCUAAAGAGAAACGGUGGAGCUUCCGAAGAGCAGUGACAACAGGGAAUAAUUCCAACUCUCAAGUCUGUGUUAAUCCAGGUCAGGAGGGGCUAUCAGAGUCUCAUGUGAAACAGCGGACCGAAGAUGUGGCUGAAGACAAAACCAAGAUUGCAGCAAGUGAUGCUGCUGUGGCUAUGACUCAAUCAGUAGCAGCCACAGUCCGCCUGAACUCCACAGCCAUAAGGGAUACAACCAGAGACAUUGAGGAAACAGCUGCGAUUAAGAUCCAGUCUAUCUUCCGGUCUCAUCUGGCAAGGAGAGCAUUGCGCGCACUGAAAGGUCUAGUAAAAUUGCAAGCAUUGGUGAGAGGACACUUGGUGAGGAAGCAAGCUAGAGCUACUCUCCGCUGUAUGCAGGCCAUGGUGACUGUUCAAGCAAGAGCUCGUGCUCAGCGGUUCCAAAUAUUUGAGGGAGCGCAGAGCAUACCACACAUUGCAACCGUCCCACAGAAGAUCAAAAACAUCCACUGUAUGCACCAUCAUAUGCAUAGUUCACAAAUAAAACAGGUGGAUCAUAGUGUUGAGGAGAAUGUUAAGAUUGUGGAGAUGGACACCAGUGAAUCCAGGAAUAUUCCAACUAGCAGAAAAAGCUACUCUAUCAAUCAUACUGAAGGAAUCGAUCCAAGGUUCUCCAAAUGUUAUCAUGGAAUUUAUGCAUCUAAGAAGACAGAGUACCAACAGAACUCUCAUUACCCACCAGAGUUAACUGAUAUAAACCCAGAAUCAGGCAGUUGGUACUUCGAGGAGUUCCCAUCCAACACACCACAAAGCAGCCCGCAAUGCCCAUCUGUUGUGUCAAUAUCUGAUGCAACACAAGCUUCUUUCGCCAUUUCUCGACAAGGAAGCACAUAUUCAAUGUCCCACGAGUAUCCAUAUUUUCCAAAUUACAUGGCCAAUACAGAAUCAUCAAAGGCUAAGGCUAGAUCACAAAGUGCACCGAAACAGAGAACUGUCUCAUUUGAAAGACAACCAAGCAGGCAGAGGCCGUCAGUGGAAGGCAGGCACAUCCCAAGAUGUGUCAAGAUGCAAAGAUCAGCUUCACAUAUCUGCUCAACAGCCAAAGGUUAUCAGCAUGGAACAUAUAUCAAGCUUGACCAAUCCAACAUGUCCCUCGCUAACAGUGAAUGUGGUUCAACAAGCACCAUAUUUACAACUGCCAGCCAUUGCAGACCAACAUAUGAGGCUUACAGGAGUAGACAUUAACUGUUGCCACAUCCAUCUUGGAAGCAAUGAUUCGAUAUCAAAACACAAGCUGUGGGCAAUCUUCUAUAAUUGAUUGCAGUGA